AUGACAAUCAUCGUGGCUCUGGUUUUUCUUAUCUUAUCAUCAGUGGUAGCCGAGUCGGGAGCUCAUGGGGAAUUGCGGAGAAUGACGGAGAGACUAAGCUCUCCAGACGGCCGGGGGUUCACAUUUUUCAGCAUUGGGGAUUGGGGCGAUCAGGAUACUACUCAUGCUUCAGCGAACGCUGAGCAGAUGAACUCAAUCGUCGGGAAAAAAGUUAAAGGAGCAACGCAGUUCAUAGCAUUAAUAGGGGAUAACUUUUACGAGAACGGUGUAUCGAAUUGGGACGAUCCACAAUUCGAGAAUACGUUAGAGUCUCAAAUGAAUUUCGGUUAUGACCUUCCGUGGUACGCCGUCCUUGGUAAUCAUGAUUAUCGACAAGACGCUCUAGCGCAAGUUAUUCGCACUCGAAUCAAUCCGAGUGCCCGAUGGCAGAUGCCAGCACGCUACUUCAGUCCCCCCGUUUUCCACCGUGGCCUUCUCGUCUCGGUAUGCGCGGUGUUCAUCGACACGCAGGAUCUCUACCAGGACGGGCAGCUAAGAUUCUUACGUGGCCGUCUCGCUUCACAAGAGUGUCAGGAGGCAACGUAUAUCGUGGUCUUCGGUCAUCACCCAGUUUAUAGCGUUGGCUGGCAUGGUGAUAACGACAAUAUGAUUCGAGAUGUUCUACCUCUGCUCAAACGGUAUUCAGUUGAUAUGUACGUCGCGGGGCAUGAUCACGAUUUGCAGUGGCUGCAGGAAGAAUCGCUUUCGUUCGUGGUAUCGGGAGCUUCGUCGAAGAAACGCCAGACGAACUACAAACCUGAUGAGAAGCAACUCGUUUGGUCUCAAGGAAACGUUCAUGGCUUCACGCGUCAUCUUGCGACGAGUUCAAACCUUGUCACGGAGUUCAUCGAUUCUGAUAGCGGUGCUGUUCUCAAGUCGUUUUCCAUACCGGCACGAAGUCAACCUCGCUCCUCGAGCUGUCUACACUGCGAAAGCCCCUUCCUGAAACAGGAGGACUUGGCUGGCGUCAUCAAAGCUUCUCUCAGUCCGAGAAUGCCCAACAUGAACGUCAGUAUUUACAUUGUCAUUGCUAUUGUGUUACUCAGCUGUGGUUGUGGCGCGCUCCUCGCUAAACGUUGUUGCUCGAGCGAACCUGUCCGUGAUGCGUCGCCGGUCGCGGUAGUCGAUCACGGUCCUUCUCGUGGCACAGCCUCCAGCACAGCUUCCUCGGGAUGGAGGAUAUUCCCUAGCAGGCGUGUGAAACGGAGCAAAUCUGAAAUGCCAGAUGAACGUACUCCCUCGAGCGAUAUUGGUCGAGCUAUGUAUCCCACCUCCGGAGCGAGAGAUAUUGAGAUGGGCGGGGCCAACGUGGGUCCGGCGGAGUGAGAGUUCAACCACUUCCUUAUACUGUAUAAUCUGCAACAGCC
Perkinsus marinus ATCC 50983 is the source of this 1406-nucleotide messenger RNA. RefSeq lists its product as hypothetical. The record is from RefSeq and is a predicted model, not a curated record. Bases 1 to 1365 code for a protein of 454 amino acids. Gene Ontology annotation, molecular function: acid phosphatase activity; ferrous iron binding; ferric iron binding. NCBI's taxonomy places the organism in Eukaryota, Perkinsozoa, Perkinsida, Perkinsidae. The transcript has 10 exons.